Messenger RNA from Sinocyclocheilus rhinocerous, 1545 nucleotides. Its product is annotated as zinc finger protein 239-like. NCBI's taxonomy places the organism in Eukaryota, Metazoa, Chordata, Actinopteri, Cypriniformes, Cyprinidae. The record is from RefSeq and is a predicted model, not a curated record. The transcript is spliced from 4 exons. Gene Ontology annotation, biological process: regulation of transcription by RNA polymerase II. The coding region runs from base 41 to 1315 and encodes 424 amino acids. Gene Ontology annotation, molecular function: DNA-binding transcription factor activity, RNA polymerase II-specific; RNA polymerase II cis-regulatory region sequence-specific DNA binding.
CUGAGAACAGUGAGAACACAGUGAUCUAGAACCCUGCAGGAUGAAACACACUGAAGAACAGAGAGACCUGAUGGAAGAGAAUGAAGAACUGAGUGAAGUGGAGGAGAAACAUGUCAAACCCGGAGAAAAACCUCAGAGUCGCUCGAAAACUAAAAAUAAAUUUUUAAAGGAAAGAAGAGCUGAGAAAUCUUUUCUCUGCCUUCAGUGUGGAAAGAGUUUCCCAUUCAAACAAAAUCUUGAGAUUCACAUGAGAGUCCACACUAGAGAGCGACCGUAUGCAUGUGAUCAAUGUGGAAAGAGUUUCUCAUUGAAAAGCUAUCUUGCUGUUCACAUGAGAUUCCACACCGGAGAAAAGCCAUACGCAUGCGAUCAAUGUGACCAAACAUUUCAUGUGUCUUCAUCCCUGAAGAAACACCUGGCCGUUCAUACGAAGGAGAAGCCACAUACAUGUUCUUUAUGUGGAAAGAGUUUUUCACUGCUGCAAAGUUUAAAGUCACAUCAGAAGUUACAUAACGCUGUGAGAGAUUAUAUGUGCUUUGAGUGUGGGAAGACGUUUAUUUCAGCAAAUGAAUUGAAACUGCAUCAGCGGAUCCACACUGGAGAGAAACCUUACAAGUGUUCACACUGCGACAUGAAAUUCAGUCGGUCAUCAAAUAUGAAAUCACAUGAGCGGAUCCACACUGGAGAGAAACCUUACAAGUGUUCACACUGCGACAUGAAAUUCAGUCGGUCAUCAAAUAUGAAAUCACAUGAGCGGAUCCACACUGGAGAGAAACCUUACAAGUGUUCACACUGCGACAUGAAAUUCAGUCGGUCAUCAAAUAUGAAAUCACAUGAGCGGAUCCACACUGGAGAGAAACCUUACAAGUGUUCACACUGCGGCAAGAGAUUCAGUCUGUCAUUCAGUCUGAAAUCACAUGAGCGGAUCCACACUGGAGAGAAACCUUACAAGUGUUCACACUGCGACAUGAAAUUCAGUCGGUCAUCAAAUAUGAAAUCACAUGAGCGGAUCCACACUGGAAAGAAGCCUUACAAGUGUUCGCACUGCGACAUGAGAUUCAGUCGGUCAUCAAAUCUGAAAAGACAUGAGCUGAUCCACAGUAGAGAGAAGCUGCACACGUGUGAUCAGUGCUCAAGGAGUUUCACUUCUAUAACUCACCUGAAGCUACACAUGAAGAUCCAUGCAGUAAAGAAACCAGACCACCGUGAUCCAUGCGGGCAGAGUUUCGCUCCGUUACCUUCUUUAUUCACUCACAACAAUCACAGUCUGAAAUCACGAACUGCCACGAGUGGCGAGAACAGUGAUCCAGAAUGAAACAUCAUGAUGCUGAAGAACAUGCUGAUGCUCACUAGAUUUACACUAUUCCAGGUCAAGGAUUUCAACAUUUUAUCUAAAAUUGUCACAGGAAAAGCCACGUGUAAGGCUGGACUCAGAAUCUUCACAUCCAACAAAACAAUAAAACCGACUGAUCUGGCAAAGAGAUCUUCAGGAAAAACAACAGACAGUUACUAUAUAUAUUCUUUUCCUUCACUUACCUGUGGACA